AUGAAGAACCGUUCAUAUGCUACUCGCACUCCGUACACGGACAAGCCUUGGCUUCGAGCCGUCCUAAUAGGCUCCACUUUUGCCGCCACGAUUCUUUUGGUCACCUUUCAUCAGCGAAACCCCAGUAAUCGCCGUUCACUUCUCUGCUCCGAUGAGGAUGGCAUCGCUGCCACCGCAACCCAUCUCCAAACCAUUGUCCACUACGCCACGUCACGGACGGUUCCUCAGCAAUCCAAAGCAGAAAUCAGCGUCAGCUUCGCCGUCCUCCAAGCCAUCGCCCCAUGCAACUUCCUUGUAUUCGGUCUAGGCCAUGAUUCCCUCAUGUGGGCCAGCCUAAAUCCACGUGGCACAACAGUAUUCCUUGAGGAAGACCCCAAGUGGGUCCACGGAAUCCUUCAAAACGCUCCUUCCUUGCGCGUCCAUACAAUUGACUACCACACACGCCUCUCCGAUGCGGAUUACCUCCUCUCCACUUAUAAGUCCAACAAGGAUUGUGCUGCCUCUAACGUGAGCCUCAAGGUUAACACCCGAUGCAAGUUAGCACUCAGCGAGUUGCCGGAUUCAAUGUACGAUACGGAGUGGGAUGUAAUAAUGAUCGAUGGGCCGAGAGGGUAUUUUCCGGAGACUUCGGGGAGGAUGACAGCGAUAUACACGGCGGCAGUGAUGGCGCGUGCACGAACGCAACCUGGGGUGACGCAUGUUUUCUUGCAUGAUGUAAACAGAAAGGUCGAGAAGGUUUAUGCGGAGGAGUUUUUGUGUAGGAAGUAUUUGGUUAAGGCUAUUGGAAGGCUUUGGCAUUUCGAGAUACCUCCUACUGAUGUCAGUAGGAGAGAUGGUAAUUUUACUUUUUGUUAAUACUGAUUAUGACUAUUUGGUUAUGGUUUCAUGAAAUUAUUCAACAAAUCAAAUUGGGUUUUCUACCAAUUUCUUAGAUAAUUUACUGUUAGAAUGGAGAAAAAUCUGGAAUUAUCAAAUUGGC
Molecule: messenger RNA, 979 nt
Organism: Tripterygium wilfordii
Lineage: Eukaryota; Viridiplantae; Streptophyta; Magnoliopsida; Celastrales; Celastraceae
Product: probable methyltransferase At1g27930
Exons: 1
Coding region: 1-855 (284 amino acids)
Biological process (GO): xylan biosynthetic process
Source: RefSeq, a predicted model, not a curated record